CGUUGGAACAGUCAAGGAAGUACGCAAGCGGUUUUCUCCUUCAUCCUAUGUGUCCAUUGUUCUGUUUACCAAUCCAUCUCUGGCACCGGGUUUUCGUUGCCUAGUUUGUGAUUUCGCUCCUUUUUUGUUUUCGUAUUCACACCCGUUGUGCCUCUUCGUCGACUACCAAUCUCUGCCAUGGGUUCCGCAGUGGAUGAAGAGCAAAAGGUCACUGAACCUCAGCCGCUUGUUACUGGCGAAGAUGCGGACCACGAUUCCGCCGCCCAGCCGGACGGGGACUCCGAAGAGAGCUUGAGUGGUUUUCGUCUGAUAUCCUGUCUUGCUGCGCUUCUCAUGUGCAACUUCGUCGUCUCUCUAGACAUGACGAUUCUGGCAACAGCCAUCCCACGCAUCGUUGAAGAGUUCAGCAGCCUCGAAGACAUCGGCUGGUAUGGAUCAUCGUUCUUCCUCACCAUCUCCGCCUUUUCCCAAUUUUGGGGCAAAGCCUACACCUACUUUUCCCUCAAGUGGGUAUUGAUGACAGCCAUUGUCAUCUUCGAAGUUGGCAGUCUCAUUUGUGGUGUUGCGAAGAACAGUCCGACACUCAUCAUCGGACGAGCAAUUACAGGAGCAGGCGGUGCCGGAAUCAGCAAUGGUUGCUACACCAUCAUCGGCGUCGUGGCCAAGCCCGAGAAGCGCCCCGCUUACACCGGCAUCUUGGCGGCCAUGUACGGCUUCGCCGCCGUCAUAGGGCCGCUGAUCGGAGGCGCCUUCACCACGAACGUGACAUGGCGAUGGUGCUUCUAUCUCAACCUGCCCAUUGGAGGCAUCGCAGCCUUCAUUCUCCUCUUCGUCGCUCGCCUCCCUUCCUCCAAGAUGGUCAAAACGACUACAAAGGAGGCGCUGCUCAACAUGGACCUUGUCGGCGCAGGACUCAUCAUGGCGGCUUUCGUGUGCUACCUGUUGCCACUCCAGCAAGGAGGCACUACCAAGUCCUGGAGGUCUCCAACCGUGAUAGGACUGCUCGUGGGGUUUGUCCUGCUCCUGGCCCUCUUCACCGUCCAUCAGCUGUGGCUGGGGGAGAGGGCCAUGAUGGUGCCCCGACUGAUGAAGCAGCGACGCAUCAUCUCGCUCGCCUUGUUCAACCUGUUCAUGGCCGGCUCUUUCUUCACCUUUGUCUACUAUCUCCCAAUCUACUUCCAAGUCAUCGGUCACUACUCGGCACUCGGGAGCGCGGUACAGAAUCUGCCCCUGAUCCUCGGGUCGACCGUCUUCGGCAUCGUGGCCGGAGUCCUCAUGGUCCCGGUCGGCCGCUUCCACAUCUUCCUGAUUUCCGGGGCUGCCCUGGUCGCCGUCGGCGGAGGGCUCACUUGCACCCUUCAGGUGGGCUUGGACACGGGCAAACACGUCGGGUACCAACUUCUCGUUGGCGUGGGUGCCGGGCUGUGUCUUCAGGUGCCGGUGAUGGUUGGCCAAGCGUUUUCGCUGCCAGCAGACGUCGCCAGCACGACGGCCAUUCUUUUGUUUUUCCAAACGAUGGGUGGCACGAUUGUGAUAUCCGCUUCCCAAAGCAUCUUCACCAACGGGCUCGUCAACGCCCUGAACGCGGCCGGCUUCCACAACACUUCCUUGGUCCUCUCGAGCGACACGUCCCAUCUCAGCAGCGUUCUCACCGCAGACGAGAUGGCUGUGGUGUUGCCGGCUUACCUGACGGGUCUCCGGAAUGCGUGGGCCAUGGCUACGGCCUGCGGCGGAGCAGCUCUGCUUUCAAGUGCUAUCGCCAAGUUUGAGAACAUCAAGAACGUGACGCCGCAGCAGAAAGACGCCGUCGCCGAGACGAAGGAGGGCAACAAGCAUUCCGGAUCGUCAACCCCUGACGAGAGUUUCGGCGAGAAAGGAACAAGCGACUGAUUGAAGGACUUCUCCUCCCAAGCCUCAGAGCGAAACAGGGAGAGUUAAGGAAUUUAGGGUUGCUUUGGUGCUCCCAUAGGUUAGGACACACUUUGAAACACGCAUUGGUGUCAAUUUCCUAAAUACAUAGAUUACUGUUAGCUUGCAUGUUUUUAUUCGUGGAACUUGGCCAGGACUUUAGACGUAGUCCCGGUAGCCAUCGACUACAGCUUGGUGGAGGAACAAACGGCUUCUCUAGCUCAACUACACCAGUCCUUGAACACAGUGGGGGGAAGAGCUCUACGCAGAAUAUUUGUGAUAUUCUAGUGGCUUGAGUACUUGGCUGAGAAGUGUUAACAAUUUCCAGAGAUAGCAUUUUGCCAUUGUGCUUUCUAUGACUGCAUCGUCGUCCUGUUUCUUAGAAAAACAUAUGCUAGUGUCUCUGUUCACAAAAAAGUACCCUCCAUAGAACAUUUCUUUCUCUCUUGAUCAUUGUCGGGGGCUUUUGACAUCCCUCAACUUCCAUGACCGAAUCUUAUGUAGGAUAACCGUAACUAC
Molecule: messenger RNA, 2427 nt
Organism: Colletotrichum destructivum
Lineage: Eukaryota; Fungi; Ascomycota; Sordariomycetes; Glomerellales; Glomerellaceae
Product: Putative major facilitator superfamily, MFS transporter superfamily
Exons: 5
Coding region: 178-1890 (570 amino acids)
Biological process (GO): transmembrane transport
Cellular component (GO): plasma membrane
Molecular function (GO): transmembrane transporter activity
Source: RefSeq, a predicted model, not a curated record